Messenger RNA from Colletotrichum karsti, 543 nucleotides. RefSeq lists its product as uncharacterized. The record is from RefSeq and is a predicted model, not a curated record. The transcript has a single exon. Bases 1 to 543 code for a protein of 180 amino acids. NCBI's taxonomy places the organism in Eukaryota, Fungi, Ascomycota, Sordariomycetes, Glomerellales, Glomerellaceae.
AUGUCUUCAUCGACAACCACCCACCCAGCAGCCAGCCAAACAACUACCAAACACGCACACGACGCAUUCAUAGGCGGCCCCAAGCCCAUCCAACUCCACCACAGCCGCCUGCAGCACUGGCUCGUGACCAACAUGGUCUGCUGGCUCAUCAUCCGGGCCCUCGGUUCCGGCAAGGCGACGGUCUCGCUCGACGCGCAGCGCACCAUCGGGAUGACCGCGUGCAUGUGCUUCUUCGGCUCGUUCCUCGGCGUCAUCGUCAUGGCCGAACGGGUCUGGCCGCGGACCUUCAACGUCCGGGGGAUCGGGGGCAUGGCCGUGUUCGCGCUGAUGAUGUCCUCCGCCAUUGGGGGCAACGGCUGGAACAACUGUUGGCACCGCAUCUCGUUUGCCCUGAGCGGCUGGUACGUCGGGUAUGUGCUCGAGACGGUGACGGGGGUCUUCGGCAUGUGUCUGCAGAGCCUUGCAAAUUCUGGGGAGGAGCCGGAUCCUGAGGUUGUUAAGGCCAAGGCGGCUAAGGAGACGGCAGGGACACGGGGGGAAUAG